AAUCCAAAAUUUUGAGUUCCAAUCGAAUCGGGUUUACAACAUCACCACCCCACAACUUCCUUGUAUAAAAACUCUUCUCUGCAAAUAGUAUCUCUCAGAUUCUUCAAAUAUACUUCGAUUCCAUUGAUCUCUCAAAUUCGAUAUUCCUCCAAUUUCUCUCUCUUUCUCUUUCACUUUCAGCCAUGGAAAACCACAACGCCAAGUUGGGCUCUGGCGGUGGAGCCAAAGCCUAUCCCAACACAAACAACAACGCAACCGAUGAACAGGUCCAGAGCCCUGAUCACAAUCGUCCCGAUGAACUCCAGCAAGAAUCGAUUGCUGGGUCUUUGGAUUCUGCCCAGCCUCCUCCUCCUCCUGAUUGUGCUGGUUCUGUUGCUCGUCAGUCAUCUAGAACUCCCUUCACUAAUCUCAACCAGGUGGAUGCCGACCUCGCCCUAGCUCGAACCCUCCAAGAGCAGGAAAGGGCAUAUAUGAUGCUGAGAAUGAACAAUGAAGGGAGUGAUUAUGGAAGUUGGGAAGCUGGAAGUUAUUUACAUGAUGAUGAGGAUGAUUUCAAUGAUUUUCAUGAUGACACUGACGUGGAUGAUGAUGAUGAUGACGACGAGGAAUUUGAUGGAACUGAUGUUGAGAAUGAUGCAGAUGCAUUUGAUAUGCAUGCUCAUGAUGAUGAUGAUGUAGAAGAUGAUAACCCCAAUGUUGAACUUGACCCUGCUGGUUUUUCAAGUGACGAGGCCUAUGCAAGAGCCCUACAGGAUGCUGAAGAUAGAGAAAUGGCUGCUAGAUUACUGGCUCUUGCUGAUCUAAAUGAUGGUGAAGUUGAGGAUGCAGACGACCAUGGUGUUAACUCCCAGGAAACUUGGGAGGAAGUUGAUCCAGACGAACUUUCAUAUGAGGAGUUGCUUGCAUUGGGUGAAGUAGUUGGAACCGAGAGCAGAGGUCUUUCAGCUGAUUCAAUUGCAUCAUUGCCUUCGGUAAACUACAAGACAGGAAGCAGUCAGAUUGGAAGCAAUGAUUCCUAUUAGUGUCCUUGCAUUAUCUGAGUUGUUAGACGAGACUGAAGAGAAAGGGUAUGUGCUUGAAAAUGUGAAAGCCACAUGUUAUGGCAAGCUCAUGCUCAAUUGAUUUGCAUACUUUUCUGAAGCAAAUAUCUUAUACUCAGGAAAGAAAGUUGUUAGAUCUGGUCAUUUUGGAGCUUGCUAUGUCCCAAUAGAGCUGUAGGUUUGGUUUUGGUAUCAGCUGCUUUACCAAUGGGUCUGCAAGACUUCUGAUGGAUCUUGUGCCCCUCAGGUCUUGUUACUCAAGUUUAAUGAUUCAAUUGGUAGGGAUUGACUCUAUGUUUAAUUAUUUAUAUUAGCCGCAAAUUUAUUUUAGGUAGCUAGACAUGUAAAGAAAGUUGAAAUAUUGUAACUAAUAAGUUUCCUUGGUUGUUUAGGAGGUUUUUUCCAAUAA
Molecule: messenger RNA, 1449 nt
Organism: Ziziphus jujuba (common jujube)
Lineage: Eukaryota; Viridiplantae; Streptophyta; Magnoliopsida; Rosales; Rhamnaceae
Product: E3 ubiquitin ligase BIG BROTHER-related
Exons: 6
Coding region: 183-1022 (279 amino acids)
Source: RefSeq, a predicted model, not a curated record